Molecule: messenger RNA, 1149 nt
Organism: Peronospora belbahrii
Lineage: Eukaryota; Oomycota; Peronosporomycetes; Peronosporales; Peronosporaceae
Source: the annotation of a GenBank genome assembly
AUGUACAACGAUACGCGAUAUAUUGGCAGUUCCUCCUCCACUUCAUCCAUUGAUUCCACGACAAUUAGUGGACCGUAUCGUGUGGGUAAUUCAGACGGAGAUACGUGCUCGUACCGUGCACCAAUGCCAGGAGAGUCCUGUCGGCAGCCGCGUACGUGUUACGAGUGUCUGAAUUUGAACGUUGUGGGAAUGAGCGCUGGUUGUUUGUUGGCACCCUCGGGCUUUUGUGAAGACAUGUCGAGCUACGAGACCACUUUAGACUUUCGCCGCAAUACAACGGGUGAGGAUAUGAGUCUCACGGGAUGGUAUAACUAUUUUCCAUCAAUUAAUACUACCUAUUGCGAAUCGUCAGACAAGGCAUGUAUGCUUUGCGAUGAACUUGUGAACAAUGGCAGCUUGAGUCAGACUUCGCACUGGAACUUACGGACGAAGAACGUUUCGACAGUAAUAGAGCGGCAAUUUUGUCGAGGGGAUAGCGGAUGCGUCUGCAUCAUGGCUUGCGAAGCGAUCCAUUGGAAGGCCAACAUGCCGGCGGAAUGCGACACCAGCAGAAGUGCGUCGGACGACAACAAUGCGUCGUCAGCAGACGCAAUAAGUUACAGCUCUAUGUUGAUAUUCUAUCUCGUGCUACAGGUUGUUCUGCUAGCGGUGUCUAUGUACAAACGGGGACUUUGCAGACGAACAGCUUCACCACCGCGUCCAAGACCUGAAGGCCCGUACAACAAUGUAAACGCUAUUUCAUCACCGUCGAAUCGAUUGCGGCUUUCAGGGUGGAGGAAAAUGCAAAACUCAUUGAUUGAGCGCGAAAAAAUGCAGGUUGCUAAUCAAGAGCCGCAGUACAUGUCAUCACCUCGAGUUGAAGCGGCAAAUAUUCUGAAUGAAGCUGACACAUUGGCACAGCCACUGUCGUCUCCAAUAUCAGCUCGGAAUAGUGAGACGGUAGAAGCAGCGUACAUGCAGGUGAAAGAUGAUUCCAGGAGACAGCGAAACAACAGUGUCUCCGGUACUCAUCAAGCAGCAAGUGUUGAUAGUGAUGUUGUUGUGGUUGAUGGACCUUGUGACGAGACGAUGUCAGGUACAGGAAUUUCACGAAGUGAGCGCACGUUGUCCUUCGUUGCAAUGCUUGAAUCUCGCCGCCACGCCGCAUAG